CUGCCUGCCUGUCUGUCUGUCUGUCUGCGCGUUCAGUUCGGCUUCUAUUUCCGCGUUCACUCGCAGCUGAAGCUGAAUGAGUCUCCACCGCCGCCUCCCCCGCUGCUGCAGCUCUGUGGCUGCCUGACGCAGACAGACCGCGUCCCCGUGCGGGCUUCAUCGCGCACCCGCACCGCUCCGCUCCGCACCGCACCGCACCAUGCUGACGCGGGUGAAGACGGCCGUGGCCAGCCUAAUGGGAGGCGUGAUGGCCGGAGGCUCGAGCGGAGACCACCCCGGCGGCCCGGACCUGCCGCUCAAAUUCCCGUACAACAGACCGGAGUUCCUGGGGCUGUCCACGGACGAGGUGGAGUGCUCGGCGGACCACAUCGCCAGACCCAUCCUGAUCCUGAAGGAGACCAAGCGGCUGCCGUGGUCCACCGGCUACGCGGAGGUGAUCAAUGCUGGAAAGAGCACCUUGAACGAGGACCAGGCCUGCUGUGAGGUGCUGAAGCUCAAGAGGAGACCUCCAGGAUGCUCCACGCCAAACCGGACUCCCACCGCUCGCAGGAGGUCUUCCCUGCCCAACGGUGAGGGCCUCAGCCUCAAGGACGGCAGUGAUGGCUCUGAGGACCUCACCUUUCACUACUGGGCGCUGUUUGACGGACACGCUGGUUCCGGAGCCGCCGUCAUGGCGUCCCGUCUUCUCCAUCACCACAUCGCCCUGCACCUCCAAGAGGUGAUGGAGAUUCUCUGCGCACCCAACCUGCAGCCGCCCACUUGUCUGGACGAGGAACCCGUCAAUCACCUCCUCGCUGCGACAUCCCACCGCGCCCUCUCCAGGGCCACGUCACUGAGAGGUGCCGCCGGCGCCCCCGGUUCCCCCAGCACCCCGCCAGCACGGUUCUUCACCGAGAAGAAAGUUUCACAAGAGAGCCUGGUUAUCGGAGCCAUAGAAAACGCGUUCAAAGACAUGGAUAUGCAGAUCGAGAAGGAGAAGGCGUCCUUCAACAUCUCGGGCGGCUGCACUGCUCUCAUGGUUGCCUGUUUGCAAGGGAAGCUGUACGUCGGGAACGCAGGGGACAGCAGAGCUAUCAUUAUACGAGCUGGGGAAGUCGUUCCCAUGUCAGCAGAGUUCACGCCAGAGUCAGAGCGACGGCGGCUGCAGUUUCUGGCGUACAUGCAGCCGCACUUGUUGGGGAACGAGUUUACACAUCUGGAGUUCCCGAGGAGAGUGCAGAGGAAGGAGGUGGGAAAGAGGAUGCUGUACCGUGACUUCACCAUGUCAGGAUGGGCGUAUAAAACCAUAGAGGACGAUGACCUGAAGUUUCCUCUGAUCUACGGCGAGGGGAAGAAGGCUCGCGUGCUGGCGACCAUCGGGGUAACAAGAGGUUUCGGGGACCACAAUCUGAGGGUGCACGAUUCCAACAUUUACAUCAAGCCCUUCUUGUCCUGCUGCCCAGAGGUCAGAGUUUACCCCUUAUCGCAGUACGAGCAUGGAGCAGAUGACGUCCUGAUUCUGGGAACCGACGGUCUGUGGGACGUCCUCUCUAACCAGGAAGUGGCUGAAGCGGUCACUGGUUUCCUGGCCAACUGCGACCCAGACGACCAGCACAGGUACACAAUGGCAGCUCAAGACCUUGUCAUGAGAGCUCGCGGGGAGCUGAAGGAUCGCGGUUGGAGGAUAUCCAGCGACCGGUUGGGCUCUGGAGACGACAUCUCCGUCUACAUCAUCCCGCUCGCGUAUGGAAACAAGCAGAACUAGCAGCGUUCUACGCAACUACAACCCACAACCCCGGCGUGACCUUCUCGGUUUCCCCCCCGUCCCUGUUUGGCAAAGAAGUGCUUUUGUGUGGAUUUCCUGAAGGAUCCCAGCCGUUUCUGCUCCGAACUGGGAUUUCUGUCCAGGUUUCCGGUUCAUCGCCGUGGUCUAUUUUGGUCUGUUCCGUUACUCUAAAGAAGAAACCGAGAAACCAAACAAUGAAAGGAACUGAUGAUGACUUGAACUACAUUUUUUUUUUUUUUUUUAAAGUCUCGAGGAAGCCAUCUUUAACUUUGCCCCGAGGAACAGCGUUGGGAGCGUAGACUCUCGCGGACAGUGCGGUGACGUGCAUCUCAGGAUUGCUGUUACUCGAUAAUGCACAAUAUUUAUAAAUGUGAUCCGUGUAAAUAUCUGCACAGCAUUUGAUAAAAGGUAGGAUUCAUGGAAUAUUUGCAUAACCUAUGAGAAAAGUGGGGAAAAAAAAGGUCUCAACACUGACAGGGAGGCACAUGUCAAAUUAAAGUAACUCGGCUGCAUGGAGGAAUUCUGUAAAACAGGCCUCCGGUAUUAUUUUGGUGAGCUAAAUUUAGCAGAAACGGAGGAACUAGAAACAGCGGGCCCAGGUUUGACUUCAGCUCAGAGUCGGAUAGAAAGAACAAAAGGCCUCUUUCUGUUGCACUUUGCCAACUUUUUGUCUUCCUCUUCCUCGUUCCUUUGAAUAGGUGCCUCCAACGUAAAAAAACAAAUCUACUGUUUUUCUUUUUUGUACCAUUUGUCAUACAGUGCUCCUAAAUAACACCCGUAAACGGUGACUAUUAAGUGGACAAUCACCUUAUAUCUCUCUACAAUCAAUAUUGUCAGACCCGGUGGCUUUCCGUGCUUUUGUUCAGGUGGAUUCUUGUGAUCACUGCUGUGUCGGUCCCCGCCGAGAGUGCAACACGGUACACGGUAACUUCAUUUACAGUGCCUUGCAAAAGUAUUCACACCCCUUAAACUUGUACACAUUUUGUAUCCAGCUUCAGUGUUCUUUGUUGGGAUUUUAUGUGCAAUAGCGACACAGAGCGGAGUAUCAUUUUACAUAGUAAAGUCUGAAAGGUUUGGUAGAAAUCUGUUUCCCCUCCUCCUUCAGUCAAUGCUGUCUAGAAAUACCUUUAGUUGGUAUUCUACCAGCUUUGUUCAUCUGCAGACUGACGUUUUUUGCCUCUCAGCUUCUUUGCAAAAUAGCUCGAGCGCAGUCAGUCUGUGAACAGCAAAUUUUAAUUCUUGUUACUUAUUGCCAAUACAGUUUGGCUCCGGGCUUUGACUAGGCCAUUGUAAAAUGUAAAUAUGCUUUGGUGUAAACCAUCCCUUUGUAGCUCUGGCUAGUUAUUCAGUGUCAUCCUGGUGAAGUGAACCUGCGCCCCAGUCUCAGGCCUUUUUUCCUAAUAGGUUGCUCCCUUGUCCCUGUGGAAGAAAGUCCUUCCCUGACCACGAUGCUACCACUACCACGCUGCGCUGAGGAAAUUAUGCGACCAGGAUGUUUUGCAUGUAGGUCGGACACGUUCGUUUUAGUCAUGCUUUCAGAAGAAAAACUGCAGGUUUUCUUCUGACGAUUGUUUUCUUCUCGCCAUUGUCAAGCGUCAUGUUUAUCUUUUUGACAGUGCAUCUCUGCAGCUCCUCCAGAGUCGCCACGGGCCCCUUGGCUGCUUUUCUGAUUUAUUGCUCCCUUUGUUUGGCUUACAGUUGUGCCGUGGGUUCCCGUCCUCCCGUGGUGGAUUCUCAGAGAUGUUCAAAGCUUGGGAGCUUGUUUUAUAAUCCACUCCUGCUUUAAACCUCUCUAGGACUUUCAGUGUUCACGAUGCCGCUUCUUCUCUAAAGCUCUGGGGUGUACACCCACAGGCAGACGCCUGAAGCUAGCCGGUGGCUGCUUUUAUUUUAUUUUGGGCUAUCAGAGUUGAGGGUCCCUAAAACAUGUUGAAACACUGUGUACCAUAUUGGACACAGUGAGCUUGUUUAUGCAAUGCGACAAAAUGGGGGCAAAAAAAGUUCCAAGUGGUGUGAAUAGUACUGUAUAGCACUUUAUAUCUCUGCAAUCAUGUUCUGAUCCAGUGGUUUUUCCAUAGUUUGACUGUUUAGAUGUGAUCUUGGUGGCCGUCGCUGAUGUAAAACGCGGGAUGGAGUCAGUUCAUUUAAGUGCAAAUAAAAAAA
Molecule: messenger RNA, 3928 nt
Organism: Fundulus heteroclitus (mummichog)
Lineage: Eukaryota; Metazoa; Chordata; Actinopteri; Cyprinodontiformes; Fundulidae
Gene: ppm1h
Product: protein phosphatase, Mg2+/Mn2+ dependent, 1H
Exons: 10
Coding region: 200-1744 (514 amino acids)
Biological process (GO): protein dephosphorylation
Molecular function (GO): protein serine/threonine phosphatase activity
Source: RefSeq, a predicted model, not a curated record